CAACGUGCGUGCAGACUUCAAAAUCUGCCACAAAGCUCCAAUGGCAGUAGAAGUCAGAAUCUACCGCUCCAUCAUCUUCUCCAAAUGAUCUCUCAAUCUCAAUCUCAUCAUCUUCUUCUCACUCAAUCAUCUUCCUUCUCAUUCGUCUUCCUCCCAAAGCCCAUCGCCAAACCUACUCACUCCCUCUCCUUUAACUCUCUCUCCUCAAUGUUCCCUUCUCUCUCUCUCCGUCCACCUAGCCCCACCACCACCGCCGUCUCCGUCUCCGUCUCCGACAACAACCCUCUUCUCAGUUCCGAUCCAUUCCCUCCUCUCCGUAUCGCCAUUAUCGGAUUUGGCAACUACGGCCAAUUCCUCGCCGAAACCCUAAUUGCUCAAGGCCACAUUCUCUUCGCUCACUCCCGAUCCGAUCAAUCCUCCGCCGCUCGUCGUCUCGGCGUCUCGUACUUCCCCGAUCUUCACGAUCUUUGCGAACGUCACCCUAACGUUGUCUUACUCUGUACUUCGAUCCUCUCCAUCGAGAAUGUCCUCAAAACGUUGCCGUUUCAGAGACUCCGUCGCAGCACUCUCUUCGUUGAUGUUCUCUCUGUGAAAGAGUUUGCUAAGACUCUUCUCCUUCAAUACUUACCUGAAGGUUUCGAUAUUCUCUGUACGCAUCCAAUGUUUGGUCCUCAGAGUGUGAAUUCGAAUCACGGCUGGGGAGGUUUAAGGUUUGUGUAUGAUAAAGUUAGGAUUGGGGAAGAUGAUGAAUUGAGAGUCUCAAGGUGUGAGAGUUUUCUUGGGGUUUUUGAGAGAGAAGGUUGUAAGAUGGUGGAGAUGAGUUGUGCUGAUCAUGAUAAGUUUGCUGCUGAGUCUCAGUUUAUAACGCAUACGCUUGGUCGGGUUUUGGGGAUGUUGAGUUUGCAGUCUACGCCCAUUAAUACUAAAGGGUAUGAGGCAUUGCUUGAUUUGACUGAGAAUACUUGUGGGGAUAGUUUUGAUUUGUACUAUGGGUUGUUUGUCUAUAAUAACAACUCUUUGGAGAUGCUUGAGAGGAUUGAUUUAGCUUUCGAGGCAUUGCGUAAGGAGCUUUUUAGUCGACUUCAUGGUGUUGUCAGGAAGCAGUCGUUUGAAGGUGAAGGUGAAACAAACAAAGUUCAUGUUUUUCCAAAUGGUUAUGAAACUGAUGCUUCUUUGGAUUCGAUGAGGUCAGAAGAUGUGUCUCUCAAGUAUGAAUAUAACCCCCAGCUCUCUGGCAUUGUUAAUGACGGUUCGAGGCUCAAGAUUGGUAUUGUCGGGUUUGGUAAUUUUGGACAGUUUCUAGCUAAAACAAUGGUCAAGCAGGGUCACACGGUGUUAGCCUAUUCCAGAACUAACUACACUGAUGAAGCUGCAAAGCUGGGUGUCUCGUAUUUUUCAGACCUUGAUGAUCUGUUUGAAGAGCAUCCUGAAGUUAUUCUUCUCUGUACGUCUAUCCUUUCGACUGAAAAAGUUCUCAAGUCACUCCCAUUUCAGAGACUGAAGAGAAGCACCCUUUUUGGUUAUGAGACAUUGCUAAAAUUGGUGGAGAAUACUGCUGGUGACAGCUUUGAUCUUUACUAUGGACUCUUUUUAUACAAUCCUAAUGCAAUGGAACAGCUUGAGAGGUUUCAUUUGGCUUUCGAAUCAUUGAAGAAACAGCUCUUUGGACGACUACAUUCUCAACAUUCUCAUGAGCUAGCUAUAUCGCCUUCGCUAGAGCUGACUAAGCUAUAA
Camelina sativa (false flax) is the source of this 1734-nucleotide messenger RNA. NCBI's taxonomy places the organism in Eukaryota, Viridiplantae, Streptophyta, Magnoliopsida, Brassicales, Brassicaceae. The record is from RefSeq and is a predicted model, not a curated record.